This is a messenger RNA of Dermacentor andersoni, 1986 nucleotides long. Its product is annotated as cytochrome P450 3A4-like. The record is from RefSeq and is a predicted model, not a curated record. NCBI's taxonomy places the organism in Eukaryota, Metazoa, Arthropoda, Arachnida, Ixodida, Ixodidae. Gene Ontology annotation, molecular function: heme binding; monooxygenase activity; iron ion binding.
AGCAUUCUUUCAUACUGUCUAACAUUCAGUGGCUGGCUUUUCGAAUAACAAUCCAGUGAGGUGUCGUCUUAUAAAGCUGGCAUACAGAGCGGACUGCAACAAGGCAUCAAGAAACAGCGCUUCAAACGCCUGGGCGUCGGGAUCUUUGCGAAAACAGUACAGCACACAGCUUUCCGGAUGUCAAAGACGCUGGUGGCAACUUUCAGCUGAAGUAUCUAUAGGUGUGCGAAGUCAACCUGGACGUCAGCAUUGAAAACCAUGCUGGAAACCUUGAUACUGACCUUCGUCGUCACGCUUACAACAUGGUUCAUUAUACAACGAAAGAGACGCCUGUCGUUCUUCAAAGAUCUCGGCAUCACGGGACCUCCUCCAAGCUUUCUUACCGGAAACCUGUCUGAAAUUGUAGAAAAGGGAGCGCUAAUGGCAUUCAAGCACUGGUUAGACAAAUACGGAGACAUCGUCGGUUUCUACAAUGGGGCUCACCCAUUCCUUAUCGUCAAAGACAAAGAGCUUGCCAAGAAGAUCCAAAUAAAGGACUUCCACAAUUUCCACAGCCGAGGACUGUCGUCAAGCUUCGCACGGAACCACCCUAUCAACAAGCAUAGCAUGAUGAAUACGGAGGGCGACCGCUGGAAAGAAAUGCGCAGCCUGAUUUCGCCAGCCUUUACGACGAGAAACAUGAAGAAGAUGGUGAAUUUAAUGGAUGACAGCACCAAUACUUUUCUCAAUGUCAUCGAGGACAUGCGGUCGAAGCAUAAAGCCAUCGAGUUUCGGGAGCUCUUCCAGAGGCUUACGGCCGAAGUCAUGAUUCGAUCAGCGUUUGGCCUCCAAUCGAACCUGCAGAAGAAAGGUCGAACAAACAGCACCGCAGGGUCACUCUUUCAGGAGGGUUUGGAGACUUUUCAACAAUUUCGUCGCGAAUGGAUAAACUUUCUUAGCGCGUGCUUUCCAGAGUUUUCAGUUUUGUGGAGAGCGAUCAUAUCAUACCGUUCUCGGCAUAACAAGACUGCCACAGACAAAUCUUUUGAUGAAAUCACUCCUAUUAUACAGUUCCGCCGUGAAAACAAUGAGAAAAAUAGGACCGAUCUCCUCCAGUUGAUGCUCAAUGCCGAAGCAGAGGAUGAAAUGCCAGUCAGCCUGCACUCACUCGCUGCAUCCUACGAUGUUGAUAGCGCAUCCGAAGAGAAACAGCCGGUUGAAACGGUAAACGUUAGCGCGAAGAAGCGACGUUUGACAAAUGUUGAAAUUCUGGCGAACGGAUUCGCUCUCUUCAUGGCUGGGUUCGAGACGACGGGCACAACUUUGGCUUGCAUGGCCUACCUUCUCGCAAAACACCAGGAUGUUCAAGAUCGACUUCGAGAAGAAAUCCUUGCUGUCCUGAAUAGAGAUGGAGGGUUUAUGUACGACAACGUCUUUAGCAUGAAAUACAUGGACCAAGUAAUAUCUGAAACACUUCGCUGUCAUUCACCAGUUACAGGCUUCACGACAAGAAGGUGCGCUCGUGACUACGUCCACAACGGUAUCACCAUACCUGCUGGAACCAGCAUCGUUAUUGCCAACCAUUACAUGAGCAACGACCCAGCUUACUGGAAGGAACCCGAAAACUUCGAUCCAGAAAGAUUCAGCCCGGAAAACAAAUGCCAGGUAGAUCCCACCGUGUACCAGCCUUUUGGUCAAGGCCCUCGGAACUGCGUAGGAAUGCGCUUCGCUCAGCUGGAGAUGAAACUAGCCAUGGCGAAGCUACUGGCACAAUACAAGCUUAUUCUGGACGACCGUCACAUUAAGGAGAAACAUUUGGAGAUUGGAUCGUCAUUCAUCUUGGCGUACCCCAUAAACGGAGUAUGGCUCAAAGUCGAAAAAAUUUCGCAAUGAGGUCUGCAUUUUUCACGGACCCAAGAAAUUAUUCAGCACUGAAGCUAUUUAUCCAAGUUGUGCACUCUAUGAAACAUAUCUGAAAAUAACCUGGUUCUUUCACUUUAUUAACAA